Eufriesea mexicana is the source of this 4831-nucleotide messenger RNA. RefSeq names its product clustered mitochondria protein homolog (gene clu). The coding region runs from base 187 to 4422 and encodes 1411 amino acids. Gene Ontology annotation, cellular component: cytoplasm. Lineage: Eukaryota; Metazoa; Arthropoda; Insecta; Hymenoptera; Apidae. The record is from RefSeq and is a predicted model, not a curated record. The transcript is spliced from 17 exons. Gene Ontology annotation, molecular function: mRNA binding; protein binding. Gene Ontology annotation, biological process: organelle organization; intracellular distribution of mitochondria.
CGAAACGCACGUGCAGUAGAGAAAAGCGGCUCGGAGUGCCUCAGAGUUAGUGUGCUGCCUCGUGAAAAGAGUCGGAACGUCGUUUUGGGGUAUAAUUUCUAAGAGGUGUGUGCGCGUGUUACUGUGAGUAAUAAGGUACCGGCUUUUAGAGUCGCGUAAAAGUUUUGAAGAAAUUGUCAAAGAACAAUGACAUUGGGCGCACAAAUUGAGACCUCUACGGAAAAUGGGAGUAUGAAAAACCCUCUGCUGAAUGGCAAUGAGGAUCGAACAAGUACUGAUAUGAAGGAAGUUACAGAAGAAACCGGAAGUACUAGUGCAGUCGCGAAGAACGUAGUUGAGAAGGGUGAAGUCGAAGCUACAAAAGAAAAAGGGAAUGAGAAAGAAAAAGAGAAGGAAAAGGAAGACGACAAGAGUAAGAAAAAUGAUAAGAACGAGAAAGAGGAUGGCGAUAAAGAUGCUGGAAUCGAGCAAGAAAUUGUUUUCAUUCAAGAUAUGGGAUUCACCGUUAAGAUUGUCAGUCCAGGUGCUGAGCCCUUUGAUAUCCAAGUUUCUAGUAUGGAGUUGGUUCAGGAAAUUCACCAGUUGCUCAUGGAUCGUGAAGAUACGUGUCAUCGAACAUGUUUUUCCCUUCAACUUGAUGGUAACACACUGGAUAAUUUCGCCGAACUAAAAAAUAUUGAAGGCCUAAAAGAAGGUUCAAUAAUUAAAGUUGUGGAAGAGCCGUAUACAAUGCGAGAAGCGCGUAUACAUGUUCGUCACGUUCGAGAUUUAUUGAAAUCUGUAGAUCCUGCAGACGCUUACAAUGGCGUUGAAUGCAGCAGUUUAUCGUUUCUAAACAUAGUCACUAAUGGCGACAUUCUCGAAAAAAAAAAGAGCAGAGCAGACUCGGUUGAUUGUACUCCACCUGAUUACAUUAUACCUGGCUGUAAAGAUAGGCCAUUGUUACCGUUACAACCGCAAGCCAAAGAACAAAAAUGUCCUCCCUGUUUAAAAGUAUUAACAACGUCUGGGUGGAAUCCACCACCUGGUCAUAGAAAGCUUCAUGGUGAUUUAUUAUACUUACACGUAGUAACAUUAGAAGACAAACAGUACUAUUUGACUGCGUGCGCUAGAGGUUUCUUUCUUAAUCAAUCUACAAAAGAAGUAUUUAAUCCGAAACCGGCAACACCGAGUCAUCUGUGUCACAGUUUAAUUGAAUUAUUAAAUCAGCUUAGCCCAGCAUUUAAGCGAGGUUUUGCUGCUAUGCAGAGACGAAGAACGCAAAGACAUCCAUUUGAGCGAGUAGCCACACCUUAUCAGCUUUACUCUUGGUGUGCACCUCAGAUUGAACAUACAAUCGAUGCAAUACGCGCCGAAGAUACUUUUUCUUCCAAGCUGGGAUACGAAGAACAUAUUCCCGGCCAAACUCGAGACUGGAAUGAAGAGUUACAGACAACGAGAGAGUUACCUCGUAAAAAUUUACCCGAAAGAUUACUUAGAGAACGUGCUAUUUUUAAAGUUCACAGCGAUUUUGUUGCUGCCGCUACUCGAGGUGCGGUAGCUGUAAUAGACGGUAAUGUAAUGGCAAUAAAUCCUGGUGAAGAAGCGAAAAUGCAAAUGUUUAUUUGGAACAAUAUUUUUUUUUCCCUUGGAUUUGAUGUCAGAGAUCAUUACAAAGAGCUUGGUGGUGAUGCUGCUGCUUUUGUUGCGCCUAAAAAUGAUUUACAAGGUCUCAGAGUAUAUGCUGCCAUUGAUCUACCUGGUCCCUAUACACUUGGUACUGUUGUAAUUGAUUAUAGAGGAUAUCGUGUCACCGCUCAGUCAAUCAUCCCUGGAAUCUUGGAACGUGAGCAGGAGCAAUCUGUUGUUUAUGGUUCUAUAGAUUUUGGGAAAACAGUUCUCACGCAUCCAAAAUAUCUUGAAUUGCUGAACAAAACCGGUCAACUGUUAAAAAUUCUACCUCAUAAAGUUAUCAAUGAAGCUGGAGAGGAGAUUGAACUCUGCAGCAGUGUAGAAUGUAAAGGCAUUAUCGGGAAUGAUUCGCGGCACUAUGUGUUGGAUUUAUUGCGAACUUUUCCUCCUGAUGUUAAUUUCCUCAAAUUAGAGGAAGUUGAACUAAGCAAAGAAGCUAGAGCUUUAGGUUUCCCAAUUGAACACAAGCAUAAACUAGCUUGCCUUCGUCAAGAAUUAAUCGAUUCCUUUGUCGAAGCUAGAUAUGUGCAAUUUAUUAAACAUGCCGCUUUUCACCUUCAACAACUUACAUCUGCAAGAAGAGUGCAGAAGGAAAAUGAAACUACUGUCAAGGAAGGUAAAAAAGAAGAAUUGAAUAUCGUUGCAGUGGAUAGUAAUAAAGAAGAUUCUACUCAUAGUUUAAUAGAAACAGACGAAGCCAAAAAAAUUGUAGAGAGCAUUACUGAUUCUAUCAGUGGAGGAGAAAAACAAGAAUUGGAAGAAAGUACGAAAGAAAUAGUUCGAAGGGCUGCAGCAGCCGUCGGUAGUUUACGAGAAGCUGAAUUUGAUGUUAGAUUUAAUCCAGAUGUAUUUUCUCCGGGUGUUAAACAUCCAGAUCCAAAUGGUCCUGCUUUAAAGAAACAAAAACAAUUAGUGCAAGAUGCUGCUGAUUUCUUACUUACUGUACAAAUUCCUACUUUUAUUCGAGAAUGCUUAGAUCAUACAGUUGCUGCAAUGGAUGGUAGUAUAUUGGUAGAAGCUUUACAUGGUAAAGGCAUCAAUGUACGAUACCUUGGUAAAUUGACAGAUAUGUUAUCCACUGUUUCACAAUUGGAAUAUCUUCAACGUAUCGCUGUUUCGGAGCUUAUUUUACGCUCGGCGAAACACAUUUUUACAAUUUAUAUGCAGGGUACGGAAUUAAUGAGCCUUUCUGCAGCAAUUAGCCAUUUCUUAAAUUGUUUAUUUUCCUCUGCACAAGUUAUUCAUCCGCAUCAAAAUCUGGAAGAGCUUCAAAGUAAAACUGCCAAACGACGUAAUAAGAGAAAAGGUAGAAAUAAUGGUCCACAACAGUCCGAAGUGGAAUGGGCUUCCUUGACACCUAAGUCUCUUUGGCAGCAAAUUAAAGCAGAUUUAAAAAGUUAUUACGAUUGGGAGACACCGUGUCCAGAAACAUUGGACGCCACGAUAGAACAUUUUCAUCUGCAAAAAAUUUCUUUGCUUCGCAAUUUCUGUAUAAAAACCGGUAUUCAAAUUUUGUUACGCGAAUAUAACUUCGAGAACAAAAAUAGAUCCACAUUCUUUGAAGAAGAUAUACUUAAUAUAUUCCCCGUUGUGAAGCAUAUCAAUCCUAGGGCUAGUGAUGCAUAUAAUUUCUAUACAACUGGUCAAAGUAAAAUUCAACAAGGAUAUUUCAAAGAUGGAUAUGAACUAAUCAGUGAAGCAUUGAAUUUAUUGAAUAAUGUCUAUGGUGCCAUGCAUCCCGAAAUUGCACAAUGUCUCAGAAUGCUUGCGCGAUUGAAUUACAUAAUGGGUGAUCAUGGGGAAGCUCUUGCUACUCAACAAAAAGCAGUUCUUAUGUUAGAAAGAGUCAAUGGAAUAGAUCAUCCAUAUACUAUUACCGAAUAUAUUCGUCUAGCUCUAUAUUGUUUUGCCAAUGGUCAAGUUUCUGUGUCACUCAGGUUACUAUAUAGAGCACGUUAUUUGGCCUUAUUAGUUUGUGGUGAAGAUCACCCAGAAGUAGCACUCCUUGAUAGCAAUAUUUCGUUAAUACUUCAUGCUGUUGGAGAAUAUGAAUUGUCGCUUCGCUUUUUGGAACAUGCUUUGACUUUAAACAUUCGAUAUCAUGGAUCACGAUCUUUAAAAGUUGCUGUUUCUUAUCAUCUUGUUGCAAGAACUCAAUCUUGUAUGGGUGAUUUUCGGGCGGCUUUAAAUAAUGAAAAAGAAACCUAUGCUAUUUAUAAACAACAGUUAGGCGAAGACCACGAAAAAACCAAAGAGAGUAGUGAUUGUUUGAGACAUUUAACGCAACAAGCCGUAGUCUUGCAGAAAAAAAUGAAUGAAAUUUAUACCGGAAAGUCCGGUGUUAGCUUACCGCCAAUUCAGGUGCAACCACCAAGUAUGGGAUCUGUACUUGAUAUGUUAAACGUGAUUAAUGGUAUUUUAUUCGUUCAAAUCAGUCAACAAGACAUUGAGAAUUUUAAGGCAGAAAUAGGGAAACGACAGAAGGAACAAACACCUGACCGAGAAACGAAGGUUCUUCAAAAUGGAAAUAAGAAAACCGAGAAGGAAAACAAGAAAGAAGAAAAAGAUAACAAUAAAAAAGAGGAGAAAGAGAAUAAAAAGAAUGAAAAGGGAAGUAAAAAGGAAGACAAAGAGAAUAAAAAAGAUGAUAAGGAAAAUAAGAAAAUAGAAAAAAAGGUAGAAGCGCAGAAAGAGUUGAAAAAGUUGGAGGAAAAUAAGACAACGUUAGAACCGGUAGUUGCAGAGAGCUGAGCUCGUUUUAAACCGCUAAUGAUGAUACUUAGUAGUUUCUUUUCUGAGUCCUAGUCUUUUCCUGCCCACGUUGGAUCUUUUUUAAGAGUAACGCGAGUAUGGCAUAUAUAACUGAUUGGGAUAAAAUGAAAAUGACAAGUGUUCGCUCGAAAUGAGGAUCGUUAUUUGAUGUAUCGUAUAUACGUUUAUAAAGUGCUAUCAGAAUCGAACUUUUAUAUUGUGGCGAUCAACGACAGUAAAGGUGAAAUUUUUCGAAAGAAUUAAAUUUCCUAACAUUCGCGAUGCUCAAUUAUAAUAUGCCAAGCUGCAAAAUUUAUAUGACUGAUUUAUAAUGCACAUAACAGAUAUAAAAAGAAAUUGAUUCUGCACUUAUGUAAAUAAUUCUGAAUUAAAGAAUUCAUUGCCUUAG